Molecule: messenger RNA, 3935 nt
Organism: Bemisia tabaci
Lineage: Eukaryota; Metazoa; Arthropoda; Insecta; Hemiptera; Aleyrodidae
Product: facilitated trehalose transporter Tret1
Biological process (GO): transmembrane transport
Cellular component (GO): membrane
Molecular function (GO): transmembrane transporter activity
Source: RefSeq, a predicted model, not a curated record
CACCAUGAUGUCAUAUUCAUGAAUUCUGACUAACCUAAUGAUGUGAAAACACUGCAAUGAUACUACAUCAGUACAAUAUUACAACUUCGGUCUUUCCUUAUCAUAGGUAGAUUUUCUCGAGGGUCUUUUAGUUUGGAAAUACAAACCAUGACGGAUGUAUGAUGCAUGCUAAAAGCGUGGUUUUUAACAUUGCCUCUUCAAAGUGUCUGCUUAGUAUUGCAGGAUAAGGGCGGCUUAGAAUAGUCGACUCGGUUUGAGAGUUCUUUGCGCGUUGAUAAAAAAAAAAAAGCGUGGCAAUUUUUUCCGAUUAAGUCAUUUUAAUGAUUUGGUGACUUUUUAUAACAAAUGAGUAAGUUUGUGUAUGGGUGAAAGUUGUAUUAUUUAUCUACUUCUAAAAAAUAUUUACAAUGGAUCAAAAUAAACUAUCACAGGAUACAAGCAAAAUUACUCCGAAAGUUACUGCAUGUCGACGGAUCCUAUCUCAGGUCACUGCAACUAGCGUUGUAAUUCUGCUUUAUUUGAGCCUUGGUAUGGUUAUUGGAUUUCCUGCCAUACUCAUACCUGCUGUAACUAACGACGACAAUGCGGACAACUUACAUCUUACUAUGGCCCAAGCAUCUUGGUGUGCUAGCCUCAGCUUCAUCUUUCAGCCAGUGGGUGGGAUAAUGACAGGUUUAUGUCUACAAUCUUUGGGUUGCAAAACCGUGAUGAUACUUUUAAACAUCCCGCACAUCAUAUGUUGGUUAAUGACGUAUUAUGCCUCUUCGAUUUAUACGCUUUGCUUCGCUCAAGCAUUUUUCGGAUGUGUCUUAGGAUUGAUUGAAGUUCCGGGACUCCGAUACGUCAGUGAGAUCAGCGAACCGUCCGUCAGGGGCAUAAUUAUAUCGUCCACAUCUUUUUUUGUCUCUGUUGGAUAUCUGAUCAUGAUUUUCAUCGGAAGUCUCACAGAUUGGCGCAAUGCGGCUGCCAUUAGCGCGUCUCUGCCGCUACUCUGCAUUAUUCUAUUAAUCCUGAUUCCGGAAUCACCGAUGUGGUUGAUGUCAAAGGGUCGAUCGGAGGAUGCGCUCAGAUCACUCCAGUGGCUUCGUGGCUGGACAUCUGCUCAGAUGGUUCACGAGGAGUUUCAACGAAUUCAGUUCUAUUCGAAAAACAAGACACAGAAAUUUCUCAAGACUGACCAUUCUGGUGACUCGAGAUCUGGGAGUGGAGGGCUAAGUUAUUUCACGACAAGCACAUUCCUGAAACCUUUGAUCAAGUGCUGUAUAAUUUUUGCCAUUUUUGACUUCGGAGGAAUGAUAUCAUUCCGAAGUUACUUGGUCAAAAUUCUCCAAGAUCUUCAUUCACCUGUGAGCUCAAAGUGGAGUUCAUUAUGGGUGGCUCUCUUUGGAAUACUGGGUAAUGUUGGAUGCAUGCUCUUCAUAAAGAAAGUGAAGAAAAAGCCAAUGCUCAGAAUUUCAUUGCUGUGCUGCAUUCUGUGUCUCAUUUUUCUGACCAUGUUCCUGUUCGGAUACAUGCAAGUCAUAGCUGACUCAGCAUUUCAUCAUUGGUGUCCUCUAAUAAUGAUUGUGGCACUCUUUUUCUUCUACAAUUUGGGAAUCCAUCCUAUUGCCUGGGCUUUUUUGGGCGAAAUUCUGCCAUAUAGGGGCCGUGGACCUGCGACCAGCUUCGUCGUGUGCUCCCACAAUCUAUUCACAUUCGUCUCGGUGAAGACUUUCCCAAAUUUAACGCAGUGGCUGGGACUUGAAGGCGCUCUCCUGGUGUACGCUGGUGUCUGCUUGUGUGGCAUCUUAUUCACCUACUUCUUACCAGAGACUGAGGGCAAGCAUUUAUCAGACAUUGAAAUCGAGGUCGCGUGUGGCGGAAAAACGAAUGAGGAUGGUUUAAAAGCAACACCAUGUGGAAGCUGACGGGUCUGGUAGAAAAUUCAAAAUGUUAAUUAACACUACUGAGAUAGAUUUUCAACCAGGUUAAAGAGAGGCAGUCCCGACUGGAACUUUGUCCCAUGCAUAGAGGGUCCACUUGUGGCCCCUAGGAAGCUUAAAGAAUGGCACCUUAAACAUGCAAGUUGACGACCUAAGGUGCUACAGUAAAUUGGACGUAUUUCUAUCAAACAGAACUAUGUGCAUAAUGACGUGAACCCUGUUGUGCAUAUAUUUUCAUGAGACUCAGGGCUCAUGUCGUAAUUCACACAGUUUCGUUUGGCAGAAAUACGUCCAAUUGUCGAAGUAAACCGAUGGAUUUCCCGUAACGGAUCGUUAUGCUGAGAUUGAUCCUGUUUUAGGUGUCGGACUUGUACGCCAAAUCGUAACUCUUCUGAGGAAAGGGCGCUCGGAAAGAUGAAAUCGGCAUUUGAAUAAUGCGCGGCGCAUAAAACAGUGGAAAUAAUAUUCGAAGUUGGGUUCGGAUCCAACAUGCAACUAUUUUAACUCCGCGGUGGGUGGGCUGGGUUGCAUACGCUAAAUUUUGCGGGCGAAAUCUGAGAUUUGCCCACGGCUUCCGCAAUAUAGGGCAUGGGUUUGUAAUUAGGGUUUUCAUAGGGCCUCGGCAAACUAAAAUUUGAACAGCAUCGGUGCGGAUAAGUUGCGUUAGUUGCGGGCAUUUCGAAAUUCAUGGCACGAGUAUUAGGAGAGCAGAAGAGAGUAGCAGGUAAAAUGGUGGCAGGUUGCGGUUCUUGGUGGACGCUGAUUGGACCGUGUCGCGGAUUCUCUGAACCUCUCGACCUAUAGGCAUGGAUCAAGUGAAUAAACAUGUAUUCUUUAAUUAUUUAUCCAUCUAUUAUUUAUCUAUUGCCAUUGAAUAUUUAUUCUCUUUAUCCAUGCUGCAAAGGACGUCAAUUGCGAGCCAGGUAUAUUAAUUAUCGAUGGAUAUAUCAUCGAAUUGGAUCCGGAUACUGUUGUGGAGCAGCAGGUCGUGUUGCGUCAGUUAUCGAUCAUCGAAUUUAGUCGGCACAAUGAUCCGCCAGUGAUUCGCAUACCUGUCCUAGUUGAACUGAGGAUAGGUGCGACGUAUUAGGACAACGGACCAGAAAUUUUGUUUGUGGUGUAGCUUCCUACAUUCAGUUUUCCUUCAUUUGAGAGGGUAGGCAAUAUGCGCUCUCAAGAGUUUGAAUAGUCGUAUCAGAAUAUUUGGUCCUCUUUAAACGUGACACCAGUGAUUUUAACACUUCCUACUACAAUAUGUAAACAGGAGAUUGACAGGAGUCCUCAAAACGAUAUAUCGUCUUUAAUUUUGGAAUGUUCUCAAACAGUCACUUUUUGGAAUUUCUGGAUGUCCCUUGUGCCCAAUAUUCGGAAUAAUUGCCCCUCUAAGGUGUCGCACACUGCCGAGGUGAGGAAGAACGCCACAUGACUCUUCAGACGUUGCCAAAUACCCUUUAUUAAAAUAAAAAUUUUCGGGAAAAUCUAUGAAUAUUUUUCCUCCAAUUUUUCAAAGAAUUUCGUUCACGAUUGGAUCGAAAUUAACCGAGAAUUUCAAGAGAGAAUAUUCAUAACUCUCCUUAAAAAUAAAAAUUCUUCAGGAAGAAAUUUGGCAAGUCUCAAAUGUUCACACGACAUUUUUCCUUAGCACGGCAGUGUAGAUAUCGUGAUUUUUUGUUCAUCUCAUGUCCCCUCUAACUCCUUUACAAGCAUGGUGUUACAUAGACAACAGGGCUUGUUUAGAAAUCAAGAUACGCCUUUACGCCAGAGGAGCGACGAUAAGUGCAGUUCUUUUACCUCAACACAGGUACUUCAUUUCUACUGGACACAGCCAUGCAAAUCACUCGUAGAUUGCUCUUCAUAACAGCUGAUAUAUUUUCUGCAAGAUUGACAAGGUUGCACAAAACAACGAUAUCGUCGCUUUAAACGACACAACGUCUUAAAGACUGAUUGUAAAAUUGCAUUAUUUCUUACUGAAUACUUCUGAUACAUGACAAUAAAAUAAAAACUGCGCAAAUA